Protopolystoma xenopodis is the source of this 246-nucleotide messenger RNA. NCBI's taxonomy places the organism in Eukaryota, Metazoa, Platyhelminthes, Monogenea, Polystomatidea, Polystomatidae. The record is from the annotation of a GenBank genome assembly.
CUACCUGGAGGCCAUUUUUUCCAAGACGAGGAGGACUACGACUGUCCCGAGACAGAAUUCGUCUACAGCCUGCCCUCGCGACAGAAUCGACUAUCCUCGAUCGCCCUACAAGACCUCGAAGCAAUCACUCCCGAGGCAACGUCGACAGAAGCAGAAGCCAAUGAAAUGGGUUUUGAUUCUCGCGACGGUGACAGAGUACCGACGAGCCUGCUGAAGCGACGCAGAUCGGGUGAGCCGAGUCGGUAA